AUGUCAUUCAAAUUCCCCAGCUUCAACCUUCAGUCGAUCCAGGAGUCUAUCGGUAAGGUCGACUUGGAGUCCAUUUCCAAGCUGAUCCAAAACGCCAACCCAGGGAAAGCCGUGUCUGAGUACUCGGAACACCUUAAGGAAUCGAUCCAACCAUUCACGGCCAAAACACAGCAAUUGAUCUCGUCCCAAUUGCAACAGGUGCAGCAGUUAGCAGCAAGCAACUUGGAUGCCAAUAUCGAAGUCAGUGAAUUGCCUGAGGACUACUUGAACUUGGAAGCCAACUGUGAUAUUUUGUUGAAGUUGUACACGGACUUAAUCCACUACACAAACGACACGUACGGCACUCUCAGCUACGAUUAUCCACCAGGAAACUCGGCGCUCAACAAGAUCAAAGAUGCGCACGUGGGCCUGAUGCUUUCCAGCAAGUUUUCUCAGUUGAAGAACGUGUCGACGCCGCAGGAAAUGGAGAACAUUCUUUUGGGCCACUCAGCCGCCGCCGAAGCCAAGCCCACUGCCGAUGAGGACACUGCCGAAAUCCAGGUGACAUCAGCCCAGCUCCCCAAAACUUUGUAUGGUCAGCUCGCGCAGAUUGCCACGAGAAACGGCAACCAGUUUGCUGGCCUGAGCGACUCCUUGUCCUUCGCCUUGUUGCAGAUUUCGUCUGCAUACAUCGAAAUUGGUAGCGCCAGAUUGGACCAAGACAAGAAGGUCAUGCACGAGUUGAACCAAAAGUUGGUUGAAGUGUUGAACGAGAAGUUCAUCAAGGUGAACGAAUUGCGCAAAAACAUGUACGCCGCACGCCUGAAAUUCGACUUGGUGAGAUCCCAGGUCGGCAGUGAAGAUGAAGAAAAUGAGGAUUUGAUCGCCAAGGAGGACGAUUUGGUGAGCGCCACAGAACUCGCCGUUUUGGAAAUGAGAAAGCUCAUAAACCCGCUGGAAAAUGUGAAUUUGUUGAAGGUAUUCAUCUCCGCACAAAAAGAGUUCUUUGACAUGGCAUCCAAGCGAUUGGGCAGCUUGGCCACGGAGUUGGACAAGAUUGAUUUCCAAGAGGAUGAGGAAUGA
Messenger RNA from Metschnikowia bicuspidata var. bicuspidata NRRL YB-4993, 1062 nucleotides. RefSeq lists its product as uncharacterized. The transcript has a single exon. NCBI's taxonomy places the organism in Eukaryota, Fungi, Ascomycota, Pichiomycetes, Serinales, Metschnikowiaceae. The record is from RefSeq and is a predicted model, not a curated record. Bases 1 to 1062 code for a protein of 353 amino acids.